Cryptomeria japonica (Japanese cedar) is the source of this 1398-nucleotide messenger RNA. Its product is annotated as E3 ubiquitin-protein ligase PUB23. Gene Ontology annotation, biological process: protein ubiquitination. Gene Ontology annotation, molecular function: ubiquitin protein ligase activity. The transcript has a single exon. The record is from RefSeq and is a predicted model, not a curated record. The coding region runs from base 70 to 1314 and encodes 414 amino acids. Lineage: Eukaryota; Viridiplantae; Streptophyta; Pinopsida; Cupressales; Cupressaceae.
GCCUCCUUAAGGAAAUUCCAACUACCUAUACGUGAAUAUAGUUGAGAAUCUGUAUUGUUUGCAGUAAGAAUGGAAAGGGAGAUCGAAGUCCCUCCCUAUUUUGUUUGCUCAAUAUCGAUGCAAAUCAUGCAGGAUCCUGUAACCCUCUGCACGGAUGUCACCUACGACAGGGAAGGCAUAGAGAAAUGGAUAUAUGAGUUGCGGAAGAACACCUGCCCCGCCACGAUGCAAGUCCUCCACGACAGGGAGCUCACACCCAACCACACCUUGCGCCGCCUCAUUCAGCAGUGGUGCAUCGCCAACUCCUCCGCCAUACCAGAUCUUCCCUUGGACACCGAUCAACUCAACGAAAUGCUCCGACACAUCGGUUCCUGCCCGGCGCCGCCUUUUCGCGUGAAGGCCUUGAAAAAACUCAGGACUCUGGCAGCCGAGAGCGACACCAACAGACAGUGCAUCGCUUCGUCUGAUGCACCGGCUGUCUUAGUCUCUGUCAUCGAAAGCCAUUCCCCAGAAGCCGGUGAAACAGGUUGCUGCUACGAUGUCGCGGUGGCAUGCGAGGAAGCCUUGACGGUUCUCCAUUCUCUUCAAUUGCCCGACGAAACAGUGGAGUCGCUCACCACCGCCAGGUGCCUGGCUUCUGUGGCCUCAAUUCUCAAGAGGGGCACCUCCAAUGCCCGAUUUCAAGCCGCCAUGCUUUUACUGACAGUGUCAACGAAAGGCGUGGAACGGUUUGUAACGAACGCCAACGACAAUUUAAUCGAAGGCUUGUUGGAGCUAUUGACGGAGGAGGUUUGCCACAAAGCUUCAUCAGCCGCCCUGCAAGUGUUGACCGCAAUGAGUAUCAACAGCAGGCGCAGAAGAAAGAAAGUCAUCGAGGCAGGAGCAGUCUCCGUCUUGAUCGAAUUGCUUACCGAGCAGACGCCUGAGAGGGGGAGCGCCUGCGAGAGAAUGCUAUUUCUUCUCGAUGUCUUGUGCAGAUGCGGCGAAGGAAGAGCUGCCGUCGCCGACCACGCCAUGGGCAUCCCUGCGAUCUCUAAGAAGAUAUUUCGGGUGUCUCAUUUGGCUACUGAUAAAGCUGUUCGAAUCCUUUGGUCGCUUUGCAAAUUCUCCCUGUCUCAGCAUAUUAUGAACGAGAUGUUGCAAGUGGGUGCUGUGAAGAAGCUUUGCACGCUCCUCUAUGUCGAUUGCAGGCCUAAAACUAAGCGCAAAGCAACGGAGAUGCUUAAACUGCACGGUAAUUACUGGAGUAGCUCGUCAUGCUUCACCACGGGAUGUAUCCUUUGUAAUUGUGAUAAACAGCUAUUUUUUUAUUAGACCUUAGAAGAGGUAGAAGUUAAGAAUACGAAGGCAAUUGCAGUAAAACAAACAAUACUCCUGUGUGUUAAUCGAAAGACGGUC